CCCCACCGCCCCUAUCUUCCUACGCCCCUGGCUAUGCCCAAUGGACUGCUGUUGUUGUUACUGAAUGCUAGGCUGGUUCAUAAUAAGACCAUGCUUAUCCAUGAUCUUAUCGUGAAUAGGCUGAUCUAGUCUGUAUAAUGAACAGGCUGAUCUAGUCUGUAUAAUUGAGAUGGGUGGGGGGUGUCCCUAACCUGACAUAGUUUUGCCCACCUGGGCACUCUGCACAGCUUCAGUUCUGACCAGAGGGUUGGGGAGUGGGAGGCAUUUGCCAUGAUUCAUAGAAGUUAACUGCCCUUUACAGUACAGUACUAGGAAACCUCUCUGCGGAGGAGCUGCACUGCAUCCGGUGUGGGGUCAUUGUCAAAGCAGGAGUCGGGAGCAGGUUAGCAAUAACUCAAAGAGUGUCUGUGAAGUUAACUGGUGAGCACAGCAACUGUACCCAGCAGGUCUUGCCCCAAUGAGGCAGUUGCGAGGACUGAAGGUCCCCUCCUUCCCACUGCUCUCUAAGACUUCUCCGCCUUCAGGUCCUUCCCAAGCAAUCUAAGGCUCCUUCGACUUGUCUUUCUUUGUCCAGGGAGGAGGGGAGCUGGUCACAGCAAGAGGGGGGCACUCCCUGGCUUCUUCUGACUCUGGAUGGCUCUAUGCCACAGCCUCUUCCUGCUCACUAAACCCUGUUACCUCUUCAGCUUCCAGCACCUCCUCCUUCUGGUCUGCUCCCUCUUCUCCUUCUGACCACUCAUUGUCAUCCCAUCACCAAUCCCUUGGUCUGAGUCUUCUUCCCUUGGGGGUUCCCCAGCUGGUGCCUCCCACUACUCAUCUGCAUCCAGCCAGUCCAUGACAAUCAUGGAGGCAGGCUGGGAAUACUCUUGGUGUACCACCUACCUUUCUGCUCAACAGCCUCCCUUACUGAGCUGGUCUCCAGACUGCCUCCAGUGUGGUUUUGGAAGAACCACCCAGGUCUCUUGUCCUGAGUGACUUCAGCUUGCGUGCUGCGAAUGCCUCAAUGCCAGCCCAAGAUUUCAUGGCCUCCGUGGCAGCCAUGGGACUGUCUCAUACCAUAUGGUUAUCUGGCCAAUGCACAAAGCAGGUGUACCCUUGAUCUAGUCUUUGCUCCCAGUAGAGAGGGGGGUGGUCUGGAUAGAGUGGAGUGCCUUACCAUGUUGUGGUGAGACCUCUUCCAGGUGAAGUUUGGACUUUUGGUGGCAGUCUUACCUUGUAGCAGUGGGGCACCAAUUCAGAUGGUCCACCCCCAGAGACCAGUGGAACCUCGUAGGUUCCUCAGUGUUGAACAGGGAUAAUCUGGUCAUGGUGAAAACAGCCCAUAGCAGAACUAUGCAGUGCUCAAACAAUACAGAAAAACAGAUUUUUUUUAAGAAAAGUGCAAAAAAAUUAAAAAAAAUAUUUUAAAAAUUUAAAAUAAUAUUUGCAGUUGAAAUAGGUGAUAUAUUAAAUCCAUGGGGAUUUUAGCUGCAUCUCUUUAGCAAACAUGAAAUGAACAGGAUAUAUUGUUUUACAAUUAAUCUCUUGUGUUAUUUUUGUCUGGUUAAUCCUUAUUUGCAUUGAGAUGUAUAUGGGGAUUUUACAUAGUUGGGGAAAACCUUUACGCUUUUCAGAGAUGUGUUUUAAAAAUCUGAAAUUGAUUUGCCUACCAGUUGUGGCAGUUUAACAGGAAAAAAACAACAAUUUAAUUGGGUUUUCAGAUAUUUAAAUAAUGAAAGGUCAUUUUCUCCCUUACAAUAAGGACAUUUACCUAAAAUUUAGGAACUAAAGGAACAAAAUACCAUGAUAAAUGAGAAAAGCACGUUUUUGUCUUUCCAUCAUACUGUAAUUAACAAUCUUUCCCUUGAUGGGAAGAGGUUGACCUUUUGGUUAAUAUGCGAAAUGAGGAAGGAAGCUGCUUUUUGGAUGGUAUAAAUUAGGAGCCAAUCAAGGUGAUGGGCAUUCAGAUCUGGCUUUUUGCCUCUUGCAAAAUUGAGCUGAGCCACAAAGGAAAUCUGUGAAGCCAUGAACUCUCUCAGAGCCUUUACUCUUCUGUCCCUGGUGCUCAGCCUCGAGAAUGCACAGGGCCACCUCUCUGAAAGCAGCUGUAAGCGUUUUGCAGACAUCCUGCCUCACAAACUCCGAGAGUUGCGGGUCACGUUUCAUGAGAUUAGAGAUUAUUUUCAAGCCAGAGAUGAUGAGCUAGAGAUCAUGUUGUUAAAAGAGGAUCUACUGGAAGAUUUCAAGGGAUACUUGGGCUGUCAGUCAGUGGCAGAAAUGAUACAGUUUUAUCUGGAAGUUGUUUUGCCCAACGUAACCACAGGCAGCGCCAUUCAGCGGACUGUAGACUUUCUUGGAAAUAGGCUGCUGGAUCUGAGACAGACAAUCAAGCGCUGUCAUAGGUUCUUCAUCUGUGAAAAGGAGAGCAAAACAAUAACGAACAUCAAACAAACCUAUGAGAAGCUGCAAGGCAAAGGCAUCUAUAAAGCAAUGGGAGAGUUUGACAUUUUCAUUAACUACAUUGAAGAAUACCUGGCAAUGAAGAUGAAAAAAUGAAACUGUUUUUUCCACUCAGGACAACUAACUUCUGUAACUGGAAUAUAUUUUGCAAAGGUGUUACAAGAAAUCAGUAUUACACAAUACUAUAUAUUUUUAACUUAAAUUUAUUUAUUAACACAGAUACCUCAGCUUUUGUCAGUGUUUUAUACAUUUUUAUAAAGGAAAAGUUAUAACGUAAUUUAUUGACCUGGUUUUGCUUCUCCUUCUCCUUUUUACAUAGCGUGCUUUUGUCCUUUUAGUUUUCUCUUAGCUCAGGAAUGCUCCAAAUUGUAGCAUUCAAGGAAAUGCUUUUUAGGAAGUGAGAAAUUGUGAGAAGUAGAUUCUAAAUCUGUAUUAUGUUUCAGUCAGCAUUUUGGAUUUAAAUGUGAGAACCAUGAUCCAAAGACUUCAAUCAGGUUGCUAAUUUCAGCAAGGGGACUGUCUGCUGGAACAAGAUUAAGUACAUCUGAGCAUGCCAGUUUACAUUUCAGGUCAGAUGUUAACAACUGAUAGUUUGAAAGUACAGCCACCAGGCUUCUAGCUCCAACCAGUCAUUGGGAACACAUCCCACCGGGGCUUAAAGACCCUUACCAGCUCUUGGUCCACAUCAAAGCACAAUUCAAAGUGUUGGUGCUUACCUUUAAAGCAAGGGUAGCUAACCUGUAGCUUUCCAGAUGUUUUAGACUACAACUCCUACAGCAUGCACAAUAAUUGGAGACGAUGGGAUUUUAAAGCGUUUGGAAGGGUACAGGUUGGCAGCCCCUACUUGCCCAUGCACUGGGACCUAUUUCGGAGUAUCUCUUCAAGGUGCCCCAACAUUUGAGGCAAGAUGGGUGGCAACUGCAAAGAAAGGUUUCUUGGUUGAGAGCACCCAAGUUACAGAGUUCUCAGCCCAGGGAGGCUAAUUCAUCGCCUAGACUGUGUGGUUUUUUUUACUUCCAGAGAUUGGGUGAAAACUUUUUAAAUUAUCUCAGGUUUUUUCAUCACCGAUAUAUUUUAUUUCUGCUGAAUUGCUUUUAAUGCUGCCUCUGUUUUUAAUAAUUCAUUGUUUUUCUUGGACUUUUCACAGUAUUUUGAUGGCAAUGCCCUUCUGAAUGUGAUUUUUUCAAAAAAAAUGCAGGAUAGGGUGGGGAAGUUUGUAAAUAAAUAAAUAGGUCAAACAAGGACAAACAUGCACUGAAAUAUUUUAAAAUUUAAUAUCAUUGUUUUUUGCUCAUGGAAAAAUAAUACCUGUCUCUGCGAGCACUAGUACAUGACUUCUGGUACAUUUUAUUGCCUAUGCUAGCAAUGUAUCAAAUCACAAUAUGUUCGUGCAUUGCUGUGGAUCUGGGUUACAGUUGCCUUGACAAACGUGAGACUGUUACUGCCUCUGAUUUUGCAUUUGUUUUUUUUAAACAGGAACUAAAAAAAAAUUUCUGCAUCAGAAUGAUGAUUUUUAACCUCAAAGUAGAUGAUUAAGCAUGUUUGCCUUUUUGUUAUGUAAGCUCCUAAGGAAAUGUGAAAGCUCUCGUUUACGUCCAACACAUUCUGAUGUCAUUAGGCACCCCAUGACGAACAAUAAAAAUAAAGUAAAACAAAAAACAAAAAACCUCAGCUCCUGACACUUAUUCAUUAACUUGCUGUUAUAUGGAAAGGUUAGGAAGAAUGAAACUUGGAAUAAGAAUAUUAAAAGGUUGAUUUUCCAAUCUCAUCUUCUGAGUCAUUGUUCCUUCUGCUUGGGUUUGCUGGGAUGUGAUUCACUCAACUGGGCUCUCUGGCCUUCUUCCCCUUCUUUUUGCAUUGCUAUGUUAGCUAAGCUGUAUCCUCCUUGCUGGCUACUCCAUCCCACUCAGCACCUGGGGGGGGGGUCCUCAGGUUUUUCCAGAUUUAAUGUUGCUAACAUCACCAUGGCUUCCUGCAGUGUUGCAACUGCCACUUAUGCGAGAGUUCGAUUCUGGUGGUCCACAGAGAAAGGUGGUGCUGACCUUUAAAGCCCUAAAUGGCUUCAGCCCUGUAUACCUGAAGGAGCGUCUCCACCCCCAUCGUCCAGCCCGGACAUUGAGGUCCAGCUCCAAGGGCCUUCUGGCGGUUCCCUCAUUGCAAGAGGUGAGGUUACAGGGAACCAGGCACAGGGCCUUUUCAGUAGUUGUGCCCACCCUCCCAGCAGGUGUCAAACAGCUAAACAGCUAUGUAAUUUUAAAAAGACAUCUGAAGGCAGCCCUGUUCAGAGAAGAUUUUAGUGUUUGAUGUUUUGUUGUGUUUUUACUAUUUUUGUUGUUGUUGUUGGGAGCCACCCAGAGUGGCUGUGGCAACCCAGUCAUUAUGGGUGGCAUAAUAAAGUCAGGAACCCCCAGAACUCCCCCCCCCCCAAUGAGGCAGAGGGCUGCUUGCUAGGCUCUGGAAAGGAGGCACAAAGGCUCUGAGAGCAUCCCAGCGCCAUCCCAAAAUCUGGGCAUAUAUCCUGGUAGACUUGAAUGGGAAAUGUUUCAAGCAGCGAAAGCUUUGGAGUAAGUGUUUUAUCUUUUCUUUCAUUUCGUGUGACAUAAAUGAAGUUGUGCUGCUGAGCCCAUGGGAGACUGCUAACGGUGACUUCCACAAAGACCUCCGUGAUCAAGCAGGGUUAAAAGGGAUUGGGCAGUCCUGGGCCCUAGUUGUUGUGGGCCUCGAAAAUUAAAGCAAAUCGGCAGCCAGUGAAAGGUUUUGUCCACUUGAGUUUAGUGCUGGUGAUAGCCUGUUCUUAUCAACUGUCUAGCACCGGAUUUAAGGUGCUGUGGGCACUUUCCCUGCACAGGGUACCAAGUGGAAGGAGAAUAAAACUAAGAAGAUCCAUAACUGAGAAAAUCCAUUUGGGGGUGCAAAUUUUGACCGUCCUCCCCCUAUAUGAGUAGCCUCAUAUAGAAUGCAUUGCAAUAAUCAAGUCUUGAGGUUACCAAUUCAUUAAUAACUAAAUAAAACAAAGGCAGAUCAAGUUGCCAUAUAACAUCUUCCGCUAGCUUUAACUGAAACAUGGAAAGCAGGAAAGGUUUUGGUUUUUUCCUUUCCUUCGAAAGUGAAAAAUGAGAAAGCGCUAUCCAAGCACACAGCAGGAAACUUCCCCACUUGAGGAGACGGAGGAUGUAAUGGGGUUUUCAGGAAACAGGUGUAAUAAGCAAAAAUCUGCCCUUAUUCCCUUAUGGGGUACACAAGAGCCCUUAUUGGGUUCUCCAUCGGUCGGAGAAUAUAACAGAGGCCAACCAGAGAAGUUUGAGAAGCAAAGCCUUUAUUUUUGCUGUUGCAAAAGGGUCCCUCCCCUCACGCAGGAGAACAAGGAAGGAACCCAGAAGAAAAGAGAACCUCCACUUUUAUCAGUUUUCCCAUCACCAAGAAACACCCCCCAAUACCUCAUUCCUACAUCACAGCUAUGUAAUCAAUACCUCACAAAAAAGAAGGGUUCAAGGUAGAAAUCUGAGCACUUUUGACACCUCCUAGUCCUCCUCUCACCCCUCCCAGGUGUGAAUUCCUAACAGGCCCGGCCCUACGUGCAGGCUGGGUGGCGCAGGGCACCAUGG
Zootoca vivipara (common lizard) is the source of this 6044-nucleotide messenger RNA. RefSeq names its product interleukin 10 (gene IL10). Gene Ontology annotation, biological process: immune response. Gene Ontology annotation, cellular component: extracellular region. Lineage: Eukaryota; Metazoa; Chordata; Lepidosauria; Squamata; Lacertidae. The record is from RefSeq and is a predicted model, not a curated record. Gene Ontology annotation, molecular function: cytokine activity.